AUGAAAAGUCGAACUUAUAGCGAAGCAAGAGUCUACACCACGGCCAACGUCAAACGGGGACCUGAGUACUGGGAUUACGAAAAUACUCUUAUAGACUGGAUACCAAAUAACGGGGCAUAUGAAAUCGAAAAAAAGGUUGGGCGUGGAAAAUACUCCGAGGUAUUUCAGGGCGUACAACUGGCAACGAAAUCUAAAAUCGUCAUAAAAAUGUUGAAGCCUGUGAAGAAAAAGAAGAUCAAACGUGAGAUCAGCAUCCUGACCAACUUGUCAAAUCAAACAAAGCCCCCGACGGCCCUGCCUUUUGACCGUGACGUGUACUACGAAAGCGAAAAACACGAGGUACUUAAGUUCAGGCGCCCUGAAAUCUAUGAACUACCUCAUGACGGCCAUAAGAACAUCAUACAACUCUUGGACGUUGUACGCGAUCAGGUAUCGAGAACUCCCGCGUUGAUUUUCGAGCACGUCGAAAACGUAGACUUCCGGACGCUGUACCCUACAUUCACCGACCUCGACAUUCGUUUCUACAUGUUUGAGCUGCUAAAGGCCCUGGACUUUUGCCACUCGAUGGGUAUCAUGCACCGAGAUGUCAAGCCUCACAAUGUUAUGAUCGACCAUUCCAAACAUAAACUUAGACUGAUAGAUUGGGGUCUUGCCGAGUUUUACCAUCCAAAUAUGGAAUACAACGUACGCGUAGCAUCACGCUUUUUCAAAGGUCCCGAACUUCUGGUCGAUUACAGAAUGUAUGACUAUUCCUUGGAUUUGUGGUCCUUCGGCACCAUGCUUGCGUCCAUGAUUUUCCAAAAAGAGCCGUUUUUUCACGGUACCAGUAACACGGAUCAAUUGGUCAAAAUUGUUCGGGUUUUGGGCUCCGACGAUUUUGAGGCUUAUUUGCAGAAAUACCAAAUUACAUUACCCAGUGAAUUUCACGACAUUGACCAAUAUAUUCGCAGACCUUGGCAUAGGUUUGUCAAUGAUUCAAAUAAACAUUUGUCGGGGAACGACGAGAUAAUAGAUUUGAUUGACAAUUUACUUCGCUACGAUCAUCAAGAAAGACUUACCGCUAAGGAAGCUAUGCAACAUCCUUGGUUUGCUCCCAUUAGAAAUGGUGAGUAUAGUGCAAAAUAG
Lachancea nothofagi CBS 11611 is the source of this 1125-nucleotide messenger RNA. The record is from the annotation of a GenBank genome assembly. NCBI's taxonomy places the organism in Eukaryota, Fungi, Ascomycota, Saccharomycetes, Saccharomycetales, Saccharomycetaceae.